GGCGCGGGUGGCGCGGCGGGAGCGCGGGCAGCGCUGACAGCUCGGUGGUCACCGCGGCGCCCGCGCGAGCCCGGGAGGCAAGGCGGCACCAGGGCUCCGCCGCCGCAUCUGACCCCGGUGCCGGGAUGGCUCGAGGCGAGCGACGGCGACGCGCCGUGCCGGGCGAGGGAGCGCGGACAAUGGAGAGGGCGGCUCGGGGCGGCCCCGGGCGACGCGAAGGCCGGGUCAGCGCGGCUCGUGGAGCGGCCGGGGGAGCGGCUCUGGCGGUCGUGGUGCUGUCGCUGGCCCUGGGCCUGUCGGGGCGCUGGGCGCUGGCGUGGUACCGUGCGCGGCGGGCGGUCACGCUGCACUCUGCGCCCCCUGCACUGCCCCCGGACUCCUCCAGCCCCGCGGUAGCCCCGGACCUCUUCUGGGGCACCUACCGCCCUCACGUCUACUUUGGCAUGAAGACUCGCAGCCCGAAGCCCCUCCUCACCGGACUGAUGUGGGCGCAGCAGGGGGCCACCCCAGGGACCCCUAAGCUCAGGCACACGUGUGAACAGGGGGACGGCGUGGGUCCCUAUGGCUGGGAGUUCCACGACGGCCUCUCCUUCGGGCGGCAACACAUCCAGGAUGGGGCCUUAAGGCUCACUACUGAGUUCGUCAAGAGGCCCGGGGGUCAGCACGGAGGGGACUGGAGCUGGAGAGUGACUGUAGAGUCUCAGGCCUCAAGUACCUCUGCACUCCCUUUAGUCUCCCUGUUCUUCUAUGUGGUGACAGACGGCCAGGAAGUCCUACGACCCGAGGCUGGAACCAAGGGGCAGUUGAAGUUCAUCAGUGGGCACACCAGUGAACUUGGCGACUUCCGCUUUACACUUUUGCCACCAACCAGCCCAGGGGACACUGCCCCCAAGUAUGGCAGCUAUAAUAUCUUGUGGUCCUCCAACCCGGGACUGUCCCUGCUGACAGAGAUGGUGAAGAGUCGCCUCAACAGCUGGUUUCAGCAUCGGCCUCCAGGGGCCUCUCCUGAUCGCUACCUUGGCUUGCCAGGAUCUUUGAAGUGGGAGGACAGAGGUCCAAGUGGGCAAGGGCAAUUCUUGAUCCAGCAGGUGACACUGAAGGUCCCCUUUUCUGUGGAGUUUGUAUUUGAAUCUGGCAGUGCCCAGGCAGGAGGAAACCAAGCCCUUGGGCAGCUGGCAGGCAGCCUGCUGACCCAGGCCCUGGAGAGCCAUGCUGCAGCCUUUCGGGAGCGCUUUGAAAAGACCUUCCGGCUGAAGGAGAAGGGCCUGAGCCCUGGGGAGCAGGCAUUGGGUCAGGUUGCCUUAAGUGACCUCCUAGGUGGGAUUGGCUACUUCUACGGUCAAGGCUUGGUAUUGCCAGAUAUGGGGGCAGAAGGGUCUGAGAAGGUUGAUCCUGCCCUCUUUCCACCUGUUCCUCUUUUCUCAGGGGUGCCUUCCAGAUCAUUCUUCCCACGAGGCUUCCUUUGGGAUGAGGGCUUCCACCAGCUAGUGGUCCAGCGGUGGGAACCUCGCCUCACUUGGGAGGCCCUAGGCCACUGGCUGGGGCUACUCAAUGCUGAUGGCUGGAUUGGGCGGGAACAAGUACUGGGGGAUGAGGCCCGAGCACGGGUGCCCCCAGAGUUUUUGGUGCAACGGGUGGCACAUGCUAACCCCCCAACAUUGCUCUUGCCUGUGGCCCAUAUGCUAGAAGGUGGUGACUCUGGCGACUUGGCCUUCCUCCGCAGGGCAUUUCCCCGCCUGCAUGCUUGGUUCUCAUGGCUCCAUCAGAGCCAGGCAGGGCCAGUGCCACUAUCUUAUCGCUGGCGGGGCCGGGACACAGCCUUGCCCACCCUACUGAACCCCAAGACUCUACCAUCAGGGCUGGAUGACUACCCUCGGGCCUCACAUCCUUCAGCAACUGAGCGGCACCUGGACCUUCGAUGCUGGGUGGCCCUGGGAGCCCGUGUAUUGUCACGGCUUGCAGAGCGUCUGGGGGAAGCUGAGGCAGCUGCUGAGCUGGGCCCCCUGGCUGCUUCACUGGAAGCAGAGGAGGGCCUGGAUGAGCUGCACUGGUCUCCAGAGCUAAGGGUCUUUGCAGACUUCGGGAACCACACAAAAGCAGUACAGCUGAAACCUAGGCCCCCUCAGGGGCUCGUUCGUGUGGUGGGCCGGCCCCCACCUCGCUUACAAUAUGUGGAUGCCUUGGGUUACGUCACUCUUUUCCCCCUGCUGCUACGGCUGCUGGACCCCAAAUCUCCCCACCUCGGACCCCUGUUGGAUGUUCUUGCUGAUAGCCGCCAUCUCUGGAGCCCCUUUGGUUUGCGCUCCCUUGCGGCCUCCAGCUCUUUCUAUGGCCAGCGCAAUUCUGAGCAUGACCCUCCCUACUGGCGAGGUGCUGUGUGGCUCAAUGUCAACUACCUGGCCUUGGGAGCACUCCACCACUAUGGGCAGCUAGAGGGUCCCCACCAGGCCCAGGCUGCCAAGCUGCACAAUGAGCUCCGUGCCAAUGUGGUAGGCAAUGUAUGGCGGCAGUACCAGGCUACAGGGUUUUUGUGGGAACAGUAUAGUGACCGGGAUGGGCGGGGCAUGGGCUGCCGCCCUUUCCAUGGCUGGACCAGCCUUGUCUUACUGGUCAUGGCUGAAGACUACUGAGAGGGAUGAGGAGGAGCAAGCCAGGCCAUUCAUGCCAUUGAAUCAGGAGGGACAGAGUCUGGCUUCUGACCCCAGCUCUUCAGAUACCCAUAAUUCAGACCUUCCUCAGCUCAUCUCAGGUGUCUCCUUACUAUCAUCCCACAUAGCCCUGGGGUGAAUGUGAAAUCAAUAUUUUUUUAAAUAAACUGGGGAAAAAAACAUAACU
Octodon degus (degu) is the source of this 2835-nucleotide messenger RNA. RefSeq names its product mannosyl-oligosaccharide glucosidase (gene Mogs). Gene Ontology annotation, biological process: protein N-linked glycosylation; oligosaccharide metabolic process. Bases 126 to 2630 code for a protein of 834 amino acids. Gene Ontology annotation, cellular component: endoplasmic reticulum membrane. NCBI's taxonomy places the organism in Eukaryota, Metazoa, Chordata, Mammalia, Rodentia, Octodontidae. The transcript is spliced from 4 exons. Gene Ontology annotation, molecular function: Glc3Man9GlcNAc2 oligosaccharide glucosidase activity. The record is from RefSeq and is a predicted model, not a curated record.